CUAUGAAUACACUCUCAGCAAGAAUCACGUUGACGAGACGGUAAAUUGAGGCUGUGUUGUGGGAAUAAUGAGCUGGCUCACGGCAGCAGUGAGGCAGGCUUCCAGACUUGUGCCAUUCUCAGGGACAGCAAGUAAUACAAAAUAUAUUCUUGGCAGAUUCACAGAUAUUUUAGGAGACGGCAGCGUCCACCCUACAGAUACGCUGAGAGGACCCUGGUGGCUGCGUGGAUGGAGAGGUAACGAGAUGAGGCGUAUUAUUAGGCGACUCAACUUAACAGGUGCGAAGUUACGGUACUACCGACCGACCAAGUAUAAACAGCUCAAAAAGAGACUGAAGUUUUUGUAUAAGAGACAUAACGUGGGUCGGAGGCGAGGCGGAGGACUGCAUUGAGGAUUUCUGGCAGAGGACUGUUUUAAGGAUUUCUGGUACUUGUGUUUACCUAGACUGUUGAUGGCCACUAGCAUAUGGUUGAUGUUACCUAUACAACUUAAAUUUAAAGAUGUUCUUUUUGGAAAAUUUAUUGAAUCCUCCUAGUUGUCCAACACUACCAGAUAACCAAAGUUCUUGUAUAAGAAACAAAAUGCCGUUAAUUUCAUUCUCAAGGCACUGUUAUUUUGCCUGGAUGAGGAACGUAAACAUCAGACGAACUAAGAACAGGCAUAAUGCAUAUUAAGUGCCAAAAAAUUUGUGAGCAAAUUUAAAGUUGUCAUAUAAAUGGCAAUGUUUAGCAAGGCUGAUGCAGUGGAUCACUGGCAGAUUCAGAGUAUUAGUCAUAUUGGUUUAACCCCUUCAUAAAAUAUGUCAGAAUGUAAAUCAAUAUAGCUGUAAUGUUAUCUUUAGUAAUCAAAUGGGCCAGGAGUCUUCUCAUAUAAUAAAUAUGGACAUGAAAUUAAUUUAAGGAAGCUUGACAUGUUGUUUUCUGUGAA
Lingula anatina is the source of this 927-nucleotide messenger RNA. Its product is annotated as large ribosomal subunit protein mL51. Gene Ontology annotation, cellular component: mitochondrial large ribosomal subunit. The record is from RefSeq and is a predicted model, not a curated record. Gene Ontology annotation, biological process: translation. Gene Ontology annotation, molecular function: structural constituent of ribosome. NCBI's taxonomy places the organism in Eukaryota, Metazoa, Brachiopoda, Lingulata, Lingulida, Lingulidae.